This is a messenger RNA of Stegodyphus dumicola, 676 nucleotides long. Its product is annotated as histone-lysine N-methyltransferase SETMAR-like. The record is from RefSeq and is a predicted model, not a curated record. NCBI's taxonomy places the organism in Eukaryota, Metazoa, Arthropoda, Arachnida, Araneae, Eresidae.
AUGCAUGAAAUUGUAACCGAAAAACUGAAAUUUCGUAAACUUUGCUCACGUUGGGUACCAAAGAUUCUUACUGAGCAACACAAAACAAAACGGAUGGGUAGUGCACUUCAGUUUUUGACCUGUUAUGCUGAAAGCGGCGAAGAAUUUCUGACACAGAUAGUCACAGGAGAUGAAACUUGGGUUUCUUACGACACCCCUGAAAGUAAGCGGCAAUCAAUGGAAUUGAGGCACACUUCAUCCCCAGCAAAGGUUAAGCCGAAGCAAAUCUUGACACCUCGAAAAAUGAUGUGCACAGUGUUCUGGGACUGGAAAGGCAUCUUAUUCAUUGAUUUCUUACCGUGUGGUCAAACAAUCAGAGCAGAUGCUUAUUGCGAGACACUUCGGAAAUUGCGCCGCGGAAUACAGAAUAAGCGCCGAGGAUUGCUGUCAAAAAGUGUUUUUCUUCACGACAAUGCACGACCACACACUGCAAAUGUGACGAAAAACCUCUUACAGGGAUUUGGCUGGGACGUGUUUGACCAUCCUCCGUACAGCCCUGACUUCGCUCCUAGCGACUUUCAUCUGUUCUUACAUCUUAAGUCUUUCCUUGGCGGUCAACACUUCAACAAUGACGACGAGCUGAAAGAAACUGUUUCCAACUGGUUGAAGACACAGGCGGCAAAUUUCUAUGAAGAAG